This is a messenger RNA of Nasonia vitripennis (jewel wasp), 929 nucleotides long. RefSeq names its product proteasome subunit beta type-6 (gene Prosbeta1). NCBI's taxonomy places the organism in Eukaryota, Metazoa, Arthropoda, Insecta, Hymenoptera, Pteromalidae. Gene Ontology annotation, cellular component: proteasome core complex. The record is from RefSeq and is a predicted model, not a curated record. Gene Ontology annotation, molecular function: threonine-type endopeptidase activity. The transcript is spliced from 5 exons. Bases 100 to 795 code for a protein of 231 amino acids.
UCUUUGCAACUUUUGAAGAGCCGCCGUCAACACAGGAGAGAUUUGCCGACGUGAUUUUACAGAUAAACUAUUAGUAAUUGUUGAAAUAGUCGAUAAACAAUGGCAAACGUAGCCGGUCCCAUGAUGGCAGGUGCAAAUCCGAUGUCGGAUUCCUUGGUCCCGGACUGGGCACAUGCUGAACACAGUACUGGAACUUCAAUCAUGGCUUGUGAAUUCGAAGGUGGUGUUGUCAUUGGAGCUGAUUCACGCUCCACUACUGGAGCUUAUGUAGCCAACCGUGUGGCUGACAAACUAACAAAAGUGACCGACUACAUCUACUGCUGUCGUUCAGGAUCAUCGGCAGAUACUCAGGCAAUCUCAGACAUUGUAAACUAUCAUUUGGGAUUUCACAGAAUGGAGUUGGGAAUGGAGCCGCGCGUCGAGACAGCAGCAAACGUUUUCAGGGAGCUCUGCUACAACUACCGCGACUCUCUCAUGGCUGGAAUCCUCGUAGCUGGCUGGGACUCGGUCAAAGGAGGUCAAGUUUACAGCGUGCCUUUGGGAGGCAUGUGUCUCCGUCAGCCCAUCUCUAUUGGUGGCUCAGGCUCCAGCUACGUCUACGGUUACGUCGACGCCAACUACAAGCCCGGCAUGACCAAGGAUCAAACCAUUGAGCUCGUGACCAACACGCUGGCCCUCGCCAUGUCUCGUGACGGAAGCAGCGGUGGUGUCAUUAGAUUAGGAGUAAUCACCGACAAAGGCAUCGAGCGCAAAGUGAUUCUGGGAAACCAGCUGCCCAAGUUCUACGAGGGAUAAUUCUGUUUUGGCUUGUUCGUAACGUACGAUUGUAACGGGAUGUCGAUGAGUACACACACAUACACCGCGCACUAUGUUUAAUUCUAAUCUAUUCUACAUUUGAUAUAAAUAAAUUAAAGGUACAUGAACCAAAA